AUGGACUUGAAAUUUUCGGAAGACGUGGAGACGUUGGAAGACAUGGAGUUGCUGGCAGAUGUGGAGAUGCUGGCAGACGUGGAGAUGCUGGCAGAUGUGGAGAUGCUGGCAGAUGUGGAGAUGCUGGAAGAUGUGGAGAUUCUGGAAGACAUGGAGAUGCUGGAAGACGAGCAGAUGCUGGAAGCCCUGGAGAUGCUGGAAGACCUGGAGGUGUAGGAAGACAUGAAUUUUCUGGAAGACGUGGAUUUUCUGGAAGACGUCACUUUGUUGGAAGACGUGGGUAUGCUGGAAGCUAUAAAUUUGAUGGAAGAUACAGCUUUGUUGGAAGACCAGGGUUUGCUGGAAGCUGUGGAUUUUCUGGAAGCCAUGGAUUUGAUAGAAGACGUGGAUAGCCCGGAAGACCUGGAACUGAUUGGAAGAUAGUGAUUUCCUGGAAGCCAUGACUUUUCUGGAAGACAUGGAUUUUCAGGAAGACCCGAAUUGUCCGGAAGAUCUUGGCUGUUUGGAAGAUGUAGAUUUGCUGGAAGACCUGGAGGUUACUGGAAGACAUAGCUCUCAAGGAAGACAUACAUUUGCAGAAGACCAAGAUUAAGUGGAAGACAUGAAUUUUCUGGAAGACUUUGAUUUGGUGGAAGUCAUAGAUUGGUUGGAAGACCUAGAUUUUUCUGGAAGAUGUGGAUUGUGUGGAAGACCUUGAAAUCAUUGGAAGACACUGAUUUUUCUGGAAGACGUGGAUUUUCCUGGGAGAUAUGAAUUUUGUGGAAGACC
This is a messenger RNA of Myotis davidii, 768 nucleotides long. It is a transcript of the gene CDR1, whose product is annotated as cerebellar degeneration related protein 1. The transcript is spliced from 2 exons. NCBI's taxonomy places the organism in Eukaryota, Metazoa, Chordata, Mammalia, Chiroptera, Vespertilionidae. The record is from RefSeq and is a predicted model, not a curated record.